This is a messenger RNA of Monodelphis domestica (gray short-tailed opossum), 2538 nucleotides long. RefSeq names its product dihydrodiol dehydrogenase (gene DHDH). NCBI's taxonomy places the organism in Eukaryota, Metazoa, Chordata, Mammalia, Didelphimorphia, Didelphidae. The record is from RefSeq and is a predicted model, not a curated record. Gene Ontology annotation, biological process: D-xylose catabolic process. Gene Ontology annotation, molecular function: nucleotide binding; D-xylose 1-dehydrogenase (NADP+) activity.
UGGCUCUCUCUCCCUUUGGGGGGACCCAGGGUGGCCCCUUGGUGGGUGGAGGGAGGCAGCCUGGUUUCUGCCCACUUUGGCGCACUCGGUGCCUUGGCUCCAGCCUUCUCAGGCCUGGGAAUGUGGAGGGAAUCCAGGGCUGGGCCUCUGGGAGAGCCAAGGCCCCUUGGCUUGGGACGGGAUUCCUUAAGGGGGACAAGAUGGAGGAGCUCAAGCCUGGCAGCCUGCAAAGCUGGACACAUGGAGGCAGGCUAGAACGUUCUGGUCAGCCCAAGAGGGCACCGGGUUUUAACCCCUCACCUUCCUAGGCAAGGGGGGUGAUGUGACUUGGCCAGGGUCACACAGGCCCCGUUUGAACCCAGGACCUCCUGUCCCAGCGGCCUUCUAUGAGCCUUGAGCACCAGGCACUGACCUGGCAGGCUGGAGCCUGGAGCCUGGAGGGCCGGUCCCAGGGCGGUGGGAGGGGCCUGAGAAGAUGUCCGGGGAGAGCCCGGAUGAACAGGGCUGGAAGAGGAGUGGCUUGGGGGAAGGGAGUGAGCGGCCUUUCAGGCAGGGCAUCCAAGGGGCCUGUCUAGGCAGCUGGGGGGGCUGGGCUGGAGGGGGCUUUGGGGGCUGCCCCCGGGCCGGCACGGAGUGGAAGGUCCUGGGAGAGGAGGCUGGCGGGCCUGCUUGGUCACUAAGUAAGGGGAAUGGACCGUGUGGAGCCUCCAAGCCUGCCGCAUGGGUGGUCCGGGGCCGCCGAGCAUGCUGGGAGGUCUGGAAGGGCGCUGCUCGGGUGGGGGCGGGGGCGGCUCCGUCUCUGGAGCUGGUCCGGGUUCGCACUUGGCCGCCACGGCUCCAUUGGGUCGGCUGGAGCUCGUCGCUCCUGUGGUGUCACGUUCUUUAGUUAGGAGCAAUGCGGGGAGAACCCUUAGGGCAGCAGCGGGGGCCAGAGGAGGCAGGACCUGGGUUCAAAUGUCCCCGGGCAGGUCGCCAGCCCUGGCUGCUCUUCGGGGCUGAAUAGGGCCAAAGGGGGCCGUGCGAUCUCGGGCGGGGCUCCCGGGAAACAAACAGGCUUUUACAUAACGGCUCCCUCCCCCAGGGCGGCCCGCGGCCUGGGCCAGCCCCACUUCCUAGGCUACCUCGCCUUCCCCGGCGGGACUCGGAGCCAGACGCUCCCACUGCCGAGGGCUGGAGGCCGAAGCCCGCGGAUAAGGAAGGAGCCUCCGAGAUGGCCCGAGCUCUGCGCUGGGGCGUCAUGUCCGCCGGCCUUAUCUCCCACGACUUCGUCACGGCCCUGAGGAGCCUGCCUCGCUCCGAGCACCAGGUAGUAGCCGUGGCCGCCAGGGACCUUGGCCGGGCCCAGGACUUUGCCAGGAGGCAUGACAUCCCCAAGGCCUAUGGCUCUUAUGAGGACCUGCUGCGGAAGGAGCCCGACGUGGACGUGGUCUAUGUGGGCACACAGAACCCGCAGCACUUUCAGGUGGUCCUGCAGAGCUUGGAGGCUGGCAAGCCGGUGCUGUGCGAGAAACCUCUCGGGGUCACUGCGGCUGAGGUCCGAGAGAUGGUGGCGGCCGCCCGGGCCCGAGGCCUCUUCCUGAUGGAGGCCAUCUGGACCCGCUUCUUCCCCGCCACUGAGGCGCUGCGGGCUGUGCUGGCUCAGGGCACCCUCGGGGAGGUGCGCCUGGUCCGCGCCGACUUCGGAGUGCGCCCCGGAUUGAAUUUUCCGGCCCGCGUAACCGACUGGGCCCAGGCAGGGGGUGGGCUGCUGGACCUGGGCAUCUACUGCCUCCAGUUCGUGUCCCUGGUGGCGGGGGCCCAGCGGCCGGAAAAGAUCCAUGCAGUGGGGCUGCUUCACGAGAAGGGUGUGGAUGACACAGUGACGGUGGCCCUCCAGUACCCCAGCGGGCUCCAGGCCUCCUUCAGCUCCAGCAUCACCACUGUGCUGCCCAACUCCCUCCACGUGUUCGGAACCCAGGGCCAGGCGCAGAUUCCUUCCACCAUGUGGUGCCCCACUGAGCUGCUCGUGAACGGGGAGCGCGCCGAGUUCCCGCUGCCCGCCGUUGCCAACACAGAGACGUUCAAUUACCCCAAGUCCAUCGGCCUGGUGUACGAGGCCCAGCACGUGCGGCAGUGCCUGCUGCAGGGUCUGAAGGAGAGCUCUGUCAUGCCCCUGGCAGAGAGUGAGCUCCUGGCAGACAUCCUGGAGGAGGUAAGGAGGCAGAUCGGGCUCCGCUUCAGCCAGGACAGAACCUGACCUGCCAGACUAUUCGCCAGAGAAGAUAGCUGAGCGACUUCUCAGUGGACUGGGCCAAGGCCUGCCCUGCCUGCUGCUUCCGUAGUUUCCACACGCUCCCUCCCUCAGUUUCCUUAUCUGUAAGAUGAGGGAACCGGGAGGGCUAUUGCUAGAAUUCUUAAUGAAGCACGAUAAAGCCAGCUGGGUCCUGGGAAAUUCUGCAAAUGCUACCAAUGGGCCUUGAUUGCUUGUUCUGUUGAUUGUUUGGACCUAAGAAAGUGGUGAAGAAAAUGUUAAUGAUGCUGAUUAAAUGCUGACCAGCA